This is a messenger RNA of Zygosaccharomyces rouxii, 438 nucleotides long. RefSeq names its product mitochondrial 54S ribosomal protein mL41 (gene MRPL27). Bases 1 to 438 code for a protein of 145 amino acids. Gene Ontology annotation, cellular component: mitochondrial large ribosomal subunit. Gene Ontology annotation, molecular function: structural constituent of ribosome. NCBI's taxonomy places the organism in Eukaryota, Fungi, Ascomycota, Saccharomycetes, Saccharomycetales, Saccharomycetaceae. Gene Ontology annotation, biological process: translation. The transcript has a single exon. The record is from RefSeq and is a predicted model, not a curated record.
AUGAAACCUACUUCGAUUAAUUGCUUUCAACAAUCUCCCAUAAAUCUUCUCACAAGACCAUGGAAACGUUAUAGAGAUGGAUCCCUUUUCUACGGUCAAUCAAAGACUGGUAAUAGACGUACACCAAUAACCACCAAGCAAGGUAAUAAAACCCUGUACAAAGGUACUCGUUCUUCAGGUGUUGGUAGACAUACUAGAUAUGGUGGGUAUUUGAUUAAUUGGAAUAGAGUGCGUACUUUUGUCACGCCAAAAAAUUACAACACAGAUCUAAAACCAUUGGUAAGUCAUAACGUUCCUGAAUUGAAACACAGUUUCAAAGGUUAUUCUCAAGGUAGUUUGGAUUCACAACUGUAUUUUGAAAAACUAAAGGAAUACAUUAAAUAUGGUAAAGUACCUACUGCAGCCUCCGAUGUCAACUGUCACGUUGAAAGAGGUUAA